Molecule: messenger RNA, 1894 nt
Organism: Arachis stenosperma
Lineage: Eukaryota; Viridiplantae; Streptophyta; Magnoliopsida; Fabales; Fabaceae
Exons: 2
Coding region: 135-1496 (453 amino acids)
Source: RefSeq, a predicted model, not a curated record
UCUUUCCCCAUUUCUUUAUGCAUUCCUCUUUUCAACUAAUUCCAAACCCAUGAACCCAUCACUCCCCAACGCCACUUCCUCCAUGACCCUUUGCCAUUUCCUUCAAUAGCAUUUUUCAUUUUCUCUUCUCACUAAUGGAUCCUUGCCCCUUCGUCCGCCUCACCGUCGGCAACCUUGCUCUCAAGAUUCCCGUUGCUUCCAAACCUGCUCGCUCCCUUGUUCAUCCUUCCUCUUCUCCAUGUUUCUGCAAAAUCAAACUCAAGAAUUUUCCAGUACAGUCCGCCGUCGUUCCCUUUAUUCCACCGGAUACUAACUUCCCUGAUAACCAGGUUCAGCCAAUCGCUGCCACGUUUCACCUCGGAAAGCUCGAUCUCGACCGUCUCGCUGGGAAAUCCAUCUUCGCCGGCAAGCUCUGCCUUAAAAUCUCGAUCUACACCGGCCGGAGAGGCACCACCUGCGGCGUCAACGCUGGGAGGCUGCUAGGAAAAGUUUCUGUCCCGCUCGACCAACUGGCCGGAACGGCGUCGAAGGCCACGGUGUUCCACAGCGGGUGGAUCAGCGUGGGAAAGGAAGCCAAAGGCUCUACCGCGCAGUUCCAUCUGAAUGUGAAGGCUGAACCCGAUCCUAGGUUCGUUUUCCAAUUCGACGGCGAACCAGAAUGCAGCCCGCAAGUUUUUCAGAUCCAAGGCAACAUUUCACAACCUGUCUUCACCUGCAAGUUUAGCUUUAGAAACACCGGCGACCGAAAUCAACGGUCCAGGUCGUUACAGUCGGAGGCGGGAAGUUCUAGAAGCUGGUUGAGCUCGUUUGGGAGUGAGAGAGAACGGCCUGGGAAGGAGCGUAAGGGAUGGUCGAUAACGGUUCAUGAUCUCUCCGGUUCGCCAGUCGCGGCAGCUUCAAUGGUCACGCCGUUCGUCGCUUCGCCCGGUUCGGACCGGGUAAGCUGUUCAAACCCCGGUUCGUGGCUCAUCCUUCGGCCCGGUGAUGGUACGUGGAAGCCGUGGGGGAGACUCGAGGCGUGGCGCGAGCGCGGCGGCUCCGACGGCCUCGGUUAUCGAUUCGAGCUUAUUCCAGACACGAACGGCGGCAUGAGCGCUGCCGGAAUAGUCCUUGCCGAGUCAACGCUUAGUUCAAACAAGGGAGGGAAGUUCGUCAUCGAUUUAAGCUCGCGCGUCGGGUCCGGCGGUUCCAACGGUCGCGCCACGCCGGGGAGCGCGACGUCGCCGGUGUGCAGCCCGAGGAGUAGCGGUGACUAUGGUUACGGGCUUUGGCCUUAUUGCAUGUACAGAGGGUUCGUGAUGUCGGCGAGCGUGGAGGGUGAAGGGAGGUGCAGCAAGCCAAGGGUGGAGGUUAGCGUUCCGCACGUGAACUGCACAGAGGAUGCAGCGGCGUUCGUGGCGUUGGCCGCCGCCGUUGAUCUGAGCGUGGAUGCCUGCAGGCUUUUCUCUCAGCGGCUGAGGAAGGAGCUGUGCCAGCAAAUGGAGUUGCUUGGCUGAUUCCGCAUUGCGCUGUCGUUUCGUGCUUUUGCCCCCUGUCGUUUUAUUCCUUUGUAUUUUUUGUUCUUUUAAUUGGGGUUUUUCAUUUUGAGUGAGGAGGGUACUAACAAACAAUUUACAGGCUGUACAGGGAAAGACAGACUAGUAGAGUACUAGAGUGCGCUCUUUGUAUUCACGUGUGGCUUUUUUCUUUGAUUUUCUCUCCCUUUUUUUUCGUCAAUUAUGGGAAAUCAAGAAAAAGCUUAUUUAUUUUUUUUUUCUUGUUAUUACGUAUAUGUAAUUUUUGCACAACUCUUGAACUGACUCAUCACUCACGUGUGUCAUAGUCUUCUAUUUUUUCUAAAAUGUUUUGCUGUAUAUAUUUGGAGUCACUUUUAGCUGUAAGCAUUGGUAAUUUU